Molecule: messenger RNA, 2055 nt
Organism: Laccaria bicolor S238N-H82
Lineage: Eukaryota; Fungi; Basidiomycota; Agaricomycetes; Agaricales; Hydnangiaceae
Exons: 4
Coding region: 1-2055 (684 amino acids)
Source: RefSeq, a predicted model, not a curated record
AUGAUUGCUUAUCCCCUGUACUGCCAAAAUGACGUUUUCUGGAACAUCUACUUUCCCGCCGCUAGCGCUGGGAAUAGGUUCCUCUUCCAGGCCCGAACCACCCCUCAAUCUACUCUGUCAAAAUCACGACGAACUCAAGUGUUCACGCUUUCCCCUCCACCUCUGCGAAGUGUAUCGCAACUCAAGAUUGUAACCCAACUCGGUCGACGUUCGUCAGAACUAUCACCUCUAUCUCCAACACCACAUCUUUGCACUUCUAACCAAGAGCUGAAUGAUACCGAAGUGACUCGCAUCUUGCAAGCUAUCAACGGGGCUGAGAGAGAUGUCGCAGAGCUCGUGCAGCAGAUCAAGACAAACCCCCGGGAUUUGGGGAUCCGACGACGCUACUCCGCGUGUGUCCAGUUCCUCGAAGAACACAGGGGCCUUUUAUCUCCAGUACGCCGCUUGCCCUACGAGCUCUUGGCACAGAUUUUCGGUUUUUGCGCGAAUGAUCCACAGCCGUGUUGGACAGCUCCCGCCUGGACGUUGGCACAUGUGUCACGCCGAUGGAGAGCUGUUGCGUUAUCUUUUCCGGAAAUUUGGGGUGUGGUCCCUCCGAUCAGGUUGUCGAUGAAAGAUAAGGGGAAGAAAUUUAUUCCUUUGCUUAGGGAACUCCUCCACCGUUCAGGCGAGCACCCGCUUUCCUUACACGUCUCCUCCGACGAGGACGGCGUCGUCAAUCACCCCAUCUUUCAACUUCUUAUUACACAUUGCAUGCGAUGGCGAACUGUCGUCAUGGAGCUUGAGGUGAAGGAUUUCCAGGCUCUUACGCAGUUCAUCCGACGUCGUUUGUCUUCCUUAUAUUCGCUCAAGCUGGCCGUUCGAAUGCCACACGUGGGGGACUACGUCCUCGAACCGUUCAGCAUCGCUCCAAUGCUGCGAGAGGUGGAAAUCGACUGCCCACGGAUACAGCUUCUUCUUCCUUGGGAGCAGUUGACCAGAUACACGGAGCGCUCUACGGAUCCUAUCGGCGUCAUACAGGUCCUCAAUAUAUCUUCCGAUGUGAACUACUUCUCCUACUCCACGCGGGCCGUCUUUCCUAUCCAAGGGCACCUCGAACCAAUGUCCCUCGCUAAGCUCACAACCUUGCAUCUCACUUUCUAUAAUCCAUGGCUAUCAUCGACCUCGAUUAUGGCGAGCCUCACCUUACCCUCUCUAACUGAUCUUCACAUUCGGUCCUUAAACACCUCACUAGUCGACGACCUCAUCGACAUAACUCUCCGCUCAAAAUGCGUCUUGCAAAAACUUUCCAUACAUUCCUCACCUGUCAAAGGUGGAAUCACGAGGAUCCUCCUGUUCACCCCAUUUCUAACCGAGUUCAAAUGCAACGAGUUCGUCAAGGACGACAUAGAACGUCUCCACGCUAUCCCCGGAAUUCCCUCCCUUGCGCCCCGCCUCCGCAAGCUCGUCAUCCAAUCCGACACGCCCAUGAGGGAACUCAACGACAUGCUUCUCAGUCGGCAUUCGGGGGCAGAGAACGUUGCGCUUGAGUCGCUAACGCUGAUAUUCACGAGUCCUGUCGAGUGCUUUGCUGCGCAGUGCGUGCUGGAAGGAUGGGAUAAGGUGGAUACAAAGCUUGCAGGGGUGAUUGGGGGAUGGAGGGCGGACAUUGAGAAGGAGCUUGUUACCUGGGUGACGCGAAGCCGGGCUAACUCGUGGCAGAAGGCGAUGACGAGUGUACAAGCGACGCACCGGCUAGGGGUUGAAUUCCGAACGCUGGAGACCUACGAGUUUUCGGACGCAAAGUAUAUUUAUCAUUCAGGGAUUCAUAACAUAAUGAAGGAAGUGGGGAAUAUGGCGGCGGACGCUCUUCCUCGGGUUGAGGGAUAUAACUUCAAAGGGAGAGCUCGCGCUCUUGUUGACAAGUGGAAGCCUCUUCUUUUCUCAGAUUUACCUAAGCGGCACUGGAUGCGACGAGGCCAGACUACUCUGGAGUAUGUUUCUGAUUGUAGUGGGUCCUUCGGAAUGCUGUGUAAGGCGCUUACGGCUGGGUAUUUUCUAUCUCUUAUCAACUGA